Molecule: messenger RNA, 1458 nt
Organism: Aplosporella prunicola CBS 121167
Lineage: Eukaryota; Fungi; Ascomycota; Dothideomycetes; Botryosphaeriales; Aplosporellaceae
Exons: 3
Coding region: 1-1458 (485 amino acids)
Biological process (GO): transmembrane transport
Cellular component (GO): membrane
Molecular function (GO): transmembrane transporter activity
Source: RefSeq, a predicted model, not a curated record
AUGGAGAAGGCCGACUUGUCGCGCGCCGCGUCGACCGACCACCCGGAAACCGGCCUUUUGGAUUUCGACAACCAUGCCGAGAAGAAGCUUGUGCGGAAGCUCGACUUUUGCAUCAUCCCGGUGGUCAUGCUCAUCUAUAUGCUGAGCUUCCUGGAUCGAGUCAACAUCGGAAACGCUCGCUUGUAUGGAUUAGAGGAAGAUCUUGGUAUGAACAGCGAUCAGUUCCAGAUCGCCGUUUGCAUUCUCUUCGUCCCGUACAUCCUCUCGGAGCUGCCGUCCAAUUUGCUGCUCAAAAAAUGCCGCCCUUCAAGAUGGAUCGCAUUUAUUACGACAGCUUGGGGCCUUGUCGCCACCCUUACCGGAAUAGCGCAAAGUUAUGGUGGUUUGAUUGUCUGCCGCCUAUUUCUCGGCGCGGUCGAGGGCGGUCUUUUUCCCGGAAUGGCCAUCUACUUGACAUUUUUCUACACCAAGCGGGAGCUCGCUUUACGGAUCGGAUACCUUUUCGUCAGCUCUGCUCUGGCCGGCGCGUUCGGAGGGCUCCUCGCCUAUGGCAUUGGGCAUAUUGACGGUGCAGCCGGGCUCCGAGGCUGGCGCUGGAUCAUGAUCAUUGAAGGAAUUCCAACCUGCUUUCUGGGAGUUGCGUGCUGGUGGAUCCUGGCUGACGGUCCGGAGACGGCCUUCUUCCUGACACCCGCGGAACGAGAACUCAUGGUCAAGCGCCGCAAUCGGCAGACGGGCCACACGCUAUCGGCGCAGGAGUUCCACAAGAAAGACUUCAUCGACGGGCUGACAGACUGGAAAAUCUGGGUGUUCUCCAUGGCUCUAUUCGGGAGCGACACGAUGCUUUACGGCUUCAGCACGUUCUUGCCGACCAUCAUUCGGGGCAUCGACCCGACGUAUUCGAACUCGAUUGUGCAGGUCUUGACGAUACCCUGCUACGCGCUCGGCGCCAUCACGUACCUGAUUGUGGCGCACUUUUCGGACAGCCAGCAGCGUCGCGGGCUGUACGCGGUGCUGUUUGGAGUGGUGGCGAUUGUGGGGUAUGCGAUGUUGCUGAGUGACAUCAGCAGCGGCGCUCAUUACGCGGGCUGCUUCCUGGUGGCCAUGGGGCUGUACGUGCACGUGGGGCUGCCGCUGGCGUGGCUGCCGGCGAACAACCCGCGGUAUGCCAAGCGCACGACGGGCACGGCGCUGCAGCUCUCGCUGGGGAAUUGCGCGGGGUUGAUGUCGAGUUUUCUCUACCCCAAGGCCGAAGGACCUCGCUACACGCGCGGGCUCGCCGUGACGCUGGCCAUGGUGGGAAUGGCGUGCGUCUGUUACGCGUUCAUGUGGUGGUGGUACGCCAAGGCCAACGAGCGGCGGGCGGCGGGCAAAGAGGACUACAAGGUCGAGGGGAUGGCGCAGGAAGACAUUGACGAGCUGGGGGAUCGCAACCCGCGGUUCGUGUACACGAUAUGA